Cucumis sativus (cucumber) is the source of this 1490-nucleotide messenger RNA. RefSeq names its product probable calcium-binding protein CML21. Lineage: Eukaryota; Viridiplantae; Streptophyta; Magnoliopsida; Cucurbitales; Cucurbitaceae. Bases 382 to 1071 code for a protein of 229 amino acids. The transcript has 5 exons. The record is from RefSeq and is a predicted model, not a curated record. Gene Ontology annotation, molecular function: calcium ion binding.
AAAGCCUUUUUGGACUGUUUUAUGUAUUAUUAAUCUUUCCUAUCUUCUAGGGAGAUUGUCGAACUUAGAGCCGAUACACAAACGUGGUGGGUUGUCCACAAAGAUCGGUUCAAGAAUCCAAUGAAGCAUCAGCAAAGAAUCACCAUUAUUCUCCAUUUUUAUCUUCAUCUCAUCAACAACUAAUCUCUACCAAACUUUUCCCUUUUCUCUUCUUUCAUCUACGACAAAACCCCACCAAAAGAAUCUCCCAAAACACCCUCUAAUUUCUCCUCUUUUUUUUUUUCUUCUUUUGUUGACCUUCUCUGAUUCCUGAAGAAGAACCCAUUUUGGAAUCAAGCUUUGCCUUAAUCUCUAACAGAGACAUUGUUGAAUUAGUUGGCAAUGGGGAGUGUGGUGGGGAAGUUGGAAUCUCCUAGGGAAUGUGUACCAGAAACAAAACUUGAAGCCAAAAUGGUUGAGACAAUGAAACAAAGAGCAACGAAAGGAAGCAUCAUUAGGUCAUUUGAUUGCAUAAUCUUGAAAUUCCCCAAAAUCGAUGAUAGCCUUAGAAACUGCAAAACUAUUUUCCAACAGUUUGAUGAGGAUUUGAAUGGGAUAAUUGAUCGUCGGGAGCUUAAAAAAUGCUUUGACGGGCUGGAGAUUUUGCUUACAGAGGAGGAAAUCGAUGAUCUCUUUGAUGCUUGUGAUAUUAGUACAGCUAUGGGAAUGAAGUUCAAUGAAUUCAUUGUACUUCUCUGCCUUGUCUAUCUUCUCAAGGAUGAUCCCAAUGCUGUAUUUUCUAAAUCCCAAUUCGGAAUGCCAAAAUUGGAGCAGACAUUUGAAUCAUUGGUUGAUGCAUUCGUGUUCUUGGACAAGAAUAAGGAUGGAUACGUAAGCAAGAGCGAGAUGGUAUCUGCAAUAAACGAAACCACGUCGGGAGAACGUUCUUCAGGGCGGAUAGCAAUGAGGAGAUUCGAGGAGAUGGACUGGGACAAAAAUGGAAUGGUAAACUUCAAAGAAUUUCUCUUCGCAUUCACCCGUUGGGUUGGAAUCGACGAGAAUGAGGACGGAGAGGAGGAAGAGGAAGAAUGAAAGAUGAAAAUCAUUUCAUCUUGCAUACGAAACUUCUUUUCCCAAUUCCUCGUUUGAUGAUGGAGAAACUGUCGUGCACAGUAGUGAAAGAAAGGAUGGUGUUUCAUCUGCACUCUGUUGGCCUUUCUCACACAAAAAGUGAACUAGAAGAUAACAAUGGUUUCAAGGCAUUAGUAGUAAAUAAUUGUGUGAACUUGUGAAGAGUAGAAGUCAUAUAAUUUGAAAUGCUAUUGUUGAAGCCAAGCCUGAGCCUUUUUUUUCAAGUGGGGAUUGUUUUUGUUUAUUAUUAUUCUCCAUGGCAGCUUCACUGAUUUUCACUGGAUGGGUUGGAAAGUAGUUGUAUUUUCUUUGGACCUCUCUGACUUGCUCGCAAUAUUAUGGACUCCUUUUCUUCUUAUUCAAAGGGAAACUUCACUUCA